This is a messenger RNA of Eriocheir sinensis (Chinese mitten crab), 5934 nucleotides long. RefSeq lists its product as uncharacterized. The transcript is spliced from 11 exons. The record is from RefSeq and is a predicted model, not a curated record. Bases 1012 to 4050 code for a protein of 1012 amino acids. Lineage: Eukaryota; Metazoa; Arthropoda; Malacostraca; Decapoda; Varunidae.
ACAAUAUUGGGACACACGGCAACGCAAUAUUAAAUAAAACGAGAAAGAAGCGUUUGGCGUGUUGGUGUGUAACAGAAAACUUGUUCAGAAAUAAAAGGGUGAACUUAGAGAAAAUAUUUUCCUCCGCUAACAGCAUCAGGGGACAGCUAACGAAAUAUACUAUUACGGCAAGUCUGUUAGAGCUGUAAACACACUUACGGAGGCCAAUUAGAGUUUUAUUUCCCACAUUUCUUCUUCGUUUCCAAGAGUCUCGGAAGAGUUAGAAGGUUCUUAGGUGUUGGCGACUGUAAAUGAUUUAUUACUUCGUCUAUUUUAUUUUCAUUUCGUUGUUUUACUUUUAACAUCGUCUUCUUACGUUUUACUGAACUCUCAACACACGGAAUGGCUGUCUCAAGGCCUACAACAUACAGUUUGUCGGUCCUCCACCAAGGUGUCACUGUGGUAGUGGCACCCAUGUUUAAAUACCUCGUCACUGACCCGCCUGUUAAAGUACCUCAUCUGAUACUUGCGCUCUUUAAACCAGCCACUGGGCAGAGAAAACAUUGCACCGUGGACCACUGUGCGUCCAUUAUGCAGGAUAUACAUUUUGUAUAUGAGCACAAUGACCUUACCACCAUAGCAUUUACUUCACACUACAUUUACAUUACUCCAAAAGUAGCUAGUGUCCCAUAGUACCGCCUCCUGUGCCCUAUAUUCCUUUCCCAGACAGUCGUUACCUACUUCAGCUACACAACAGUCGUUCUAAAAAUCGAGGGAGAACAAGGAAAUAGUGAUAUAUAAUAAGCAGCGGUUGUUAUCUCUUCUCAGAAUGGCUGUAAUGGAACUUCAUCAGUGUCCUUUCCUCUUCCCACAGGCCCGUUGGUGGUGGUUCGGGUGGCUAGGGGGGACACGGCGCGCCUCCCUUGCGGUCACCCCGAGUCGCGCCCAUCCGGGGACCACCUCAGCUUGGUGUUGUGGUACAGAGACCGCACCUCCAGGCCCUUCCUCAGUUACGACGCACGAAACAGAUCCAUGGAGCUUCGAAGCACCACUGAAGAACCACCACCAGCAACCACAACCACCACAACCACUACCACUACUACCACCACAACGACCAACCCCUCGUACUACUACCACCCUAACAACAACUACUACUACAACAACAACCAAUACAGCAACAACAGCAUAGUCGAGAGCAUGAACAGCAUAGGGAAGAGCAAUCAACACAGCAGGAACUUGAAGACCAGUGAUGGGGGCGGCAGCAUCGGUAUAAGCAGCAGCAGUAACAGCAUUGACCACAGCAGGAGGAGGAGAAGAAUCAGCAGCAGAGAGGAGAGAGCUGUUGCACGAUACAGCCGAAGCCCCGUUCCAAACACGAAUACCAACAUCAACAUCAGCAACAACAGCAACAGAGUCCACACAAGCAAAACAAAGGAAAAGGGAAUCGAAGAAGAUGAAAAGGGAUUAGAAACGAGAACGAAACCACAACAAACCAAGAAAGAGGAAGAAGAAGAACCAAAACAAAAACCUAAUAGAGAAAACGGAAUAGGAGAAGGAGCAGGAAAACGAGACGCUCAUAAGGGUAACAAAACUAAACUGAAGGAGGAGAGGAAUGUGAACGCCCAGAUGGAUGGAGGCGGAGGAGGCGAAGGAGAAGGGAAGAAGAGAAGGUACCUGGAGGAGGGAGGCACGACGCUGGUGGUGGAGGGGGUGACGGAGGAGGACAAGUCGGAGUACAGGUGCCGAGUCCACUUCCGUCUGUCACCUACCUGGACAAGGCGACUUUUGCUUGUGCCAGCUGAGGUGAGGGAGGUCAGCAUACUGGACGAGGGGGGGCGGAAGGUCAGAGGUCAACUCCCCCCCGUGGCUGAGGGCGCCAACAUCAGCCUGACCUGUCGGGCCGCGCAUGGCAAGGCGAAGGUGGUGGAUCUCUCUUGGCUCUUGGACGGGAAGGAGAUCGACUCUACCUGGGCGCGUGGCGUGGGUGGAGGGGGCGGUGGAGGGGGCAAUGAGGGCGGUGGAGGCGUGGUGGUCAACACUCUCCACUUGACGGGGGUGGAGAGCCGUCACCGCGGGGCCCAACUCACCUGCCGCCUCACCACCACGCAUGACACACCACCUGAAACUCCACCUCCACCCACCACCACCACCACCACCACUACCACCACCACCACCACCACUACCACAAUCCCACCCGUCAACGAAUCUCACCCCAUCGAUUUCGACUCCGUUUUUCCUCCCCCAAGCAUCGACCUUUAUCCACUGAACUCCACCUCUCCUCCACUCUCCAAUGCCUCCACUACGACUCCACCUCCUACUACUACUACUCCACCUCCACCUCCAACGCCUCCACCUCCUGACCCCGCCCUCGCCACCGCUGCCAACAUCACCUACGCCUCGACUAGAAUCUCCAUGUUCUACGUGCCCGAAGCCAGCCUGAGCGUGGAGGGCGGGGGCGGUCUGGCGGGCACGGCCGUGGAGGUGGAGGAGAGCGACAGUGUGACCUUCCUUUGCCGCGUGACAGCCGACCCGCCCGCCUACAACAUCACCUGGCUGCAUAAUGGCCGCGUGGUGGGCAUGGGCGGCCGGCGGUAUGUGCGGGACAGGGCCUCGCUGGUGGUGUCCCCCGUGGAGCGGACGGACGCUGGACUCUACACGUGCCUCGCCUCCAACCGGGAAGGCGAUGGGCACUCCAACGCCGUGCUUCUGCGUGUCAACCACCCGCCGUACUGUGCCGGCGCCGUGGGCGUUGGGGGCGCGGCGGGCGUGGGCAGUGUGGCAGCGGCGGCGACGCACGUGGUGGUGGCCGCCAACACCUCCGUCAGCCUGCGGUGCCGCGUGGAGGCCGUGCCGCGCGCCGUAACCUUUACCUGGCGCGUGGGGCCGCCACUCCCCCCGCGGGGCCUCGCAGGGGAGCUGGCCGCCCCGCCCCUGCAGCAGGCCCCGGUGGUGGGCGGCGCAGAGCUGCCCACGCAGGACACCCCGGAGGGCGCCGCAGCAUGGGAGGGGCCGUGGCGGGAGGCGUGGCGGCAGCUGGAGGCCGGGGAGGGCGUGGCCACUGUGCAGGGGCGCCGCGACCCCCAACACCCCGACGCCUCCACGCUGACGCUCACCCCUGGGGCCUCCACGGUGGUGGGCUGCUUCGCCAGGAACAGUGCCGGCCACACGCGCGUGCCCUGCCGCUACACCCUCACCGUCGUGGAACCGCCCAAGGCCCUCACCAGCUGCAACGUGACCCUUCUGGACGUGACGCGCAUGGAGGUGAAGUGCCAAGACCCCGCACACGCCCCCGCCCACGCCCAGGCCGAGGAGGGGGGUGCCAGCGGGGAGGGGGAGGCGGCGGGGGUGGCGGCGGCGGCAGCCCACCCCCCCUAUGUGAACCACGCCUCCCCCAGCCUUAGCUUCGUCAGGUCCCCCGGGGCAAGCAGCACAAAGGCUAAUAUGGAGGUAUGGUCCGGCAACACUCUGGUGGCCAACGUGAGCGAGGGACAUCCCCAGUUCUCGGUGCGCGGCUUGCCCCCUGACACGGAGCUCCGUCUCGUCCUCUACACCGCCACGCCACACGCCCGCUCCACGCCCCUGCAGCUGCACGCCCGCACGCUGCCCAGGAAGGUGGCGCACUUCACAGUCCCCCCGCCCCCCGCCCGCCCCACCCACACACGCACGCCCCCCGCCGCCGCCGAUGCCCCCGACCCUCCCCCAGAUGGACCCAUGGAUAGCAUAGCGUGGGAGGUGAUGGGGGGUCUGGGGGGGGCGUGCCUGGGGCUGCUCGCGGUGGUGGUGGUAUUGGGGGCAGCGAGGGUGUGGAGGAGGAGAAGGAGGGGGAGCGGCCUGAUGGUGGAGGAGUCGGGUGCUUCAGUAGGAGGUGGAGGAGGUGGGGGACUUGGUGCAUCAGUGCUGGAUGAUGAUGGUGAUGGUGGUGGUGUUGGUGGUGUGACUGGUGUUGGUGGUGUUGAAGUCAGCACCACCGUGGAGGAGCAUCAGCACCUUCAGCACCCCACAGCCCUGGUCAGCACGGUGUCAGAUGAAGGUGUGUGGGCCGGGUUGGAGUGGCAGAGCUCGGUGAUGUGAUGAGGUGGUGAUGAAGACGCAGCAUCCGGCAACCCUCAUCACCAGCACCAUCACCAUCACCACCACCACGAGCUGCCUAUCAUCGUCAACAUCAGCAGCAGCAACAACACGAAAAGAACGACAUACCAGCGGAUUCUAAUGCUCUUUAUAGAUAUCUUCCCUUCCCCUCAUCUUCCCUUCUUCCUCCUCUCCCUUCCUCUUCUUCCUCCUCCAUGUUAUAUCCUACCAUCUUCCUCAUAUCAAUUCUUCUCCCUUUUACUCCUCCUCUUCAUCUCCCUUAUUCUUCUUCCUCCUCCUCUUUGUUAUCUCUUCCCUUCCCUUCAUUUUCCCUUCCUACUCCUCUCCCUCCUCUUCUUCCUCCUCCUCCAUGUUACCUUCUGCCUAUUUAUUUCCCUCUUAUCACCUCCUCCUCCUCUCCCUCUUUCUCCUUUUCUUUCUCUUACUUGUUUUUACUCUUUUUCUCUACUUCUCUUUCGUCCUUUUUAUUACUUUUUCGCUUUUUCCCUUCCCCUUCUUCCUCCUCUUCCUCUCCCUUCCUUUUCUUCCUCCUCCUCCUCUUCCUCCUCUUCUUUGUUACCUCUUAUUAUCUCCCUCAUAUCGACUCUUCUCCCUUAUACUCCUACUCUUCCUUCCUUCUCUUCUCUUCUCCCUCUUUACUCUUCUUCCUUCUUUUAUUGUUAUUUACUCCUUUUCUCUCUAUUUCUUUCCCUUUUUCCCUUUCUUUCGUGCUAUUUCAUGUUGGUCUUUUUCUCGUUAUUUUCCUUCUCUCUCUCUCUCUUAUUUCUUUCCUAUUUUUAAGCGCCGACUAAACGAAACUUUUCAACUUUCAUAUUUUUUACUUUUCUCCCUUUUCUUUCUUCUGAGUUAUCUAAUUCUCACUUUAUUCAUCCUUCCUCCUGUUUCCCCUGCCCGUUUCUACCUCUCCCUCUCUAUCAUUCACUCCUCCUUCACUCUUCCCUCCCUUUUCUUUUCCCUCUCACUCCUCCAUAGUCAUAUUCCGUUCCUUUCUUCCUCCUCUCCCUUUUCUAUCUUAUCUCAUUUUCGCAUUUCUAUUCUCUUCGACUUCCUUUUAUUUGUCAGUCCUUCUUUUGAUCAUUUUAUUUUCCUUACCCUAAAUUAUUAUCUAUUUCAUAUUCCCUUUCUUUAGCAUUCUUCUUCAUCUCCUUAUUCAUUAUUCCCCAUUUUGUCCUUUUUUUCUCUUCCUCCUCCUCUCCUCCUCUUCACCUCCCUUCUCUUCAUUUCCAUUUCUGAUAUGUGAACUCAUUUUUCUCUCUCCCUUUUUCAUCCCCAUCUACCUUCAUUUCCCCCUCUUCUUCUUCUUCUUCAGUCCGUCUCCUUUUUCCUCUCAUUUUUUCCUUCCAGUUUUUGUUUUUGUUUUGUUUUUGUUUCUAUCUCCUCCCCUUCCUCUCUCUCCCUUUUGUUCAUUCUUCAUUUUUUCAACAUUGCAAAACUCUCACCACACAUUCCUUUCUCUCUCUCUCUCUCUCUCUCCCUUCCUUCCGUUCUAUUUUCUCUCUCUCCUCCCCUUCUUUCUUUUCUUAAUCUCUUUUCUCAUUUUUCUGGUUUUCCUUAACUCGCUUCUCUCUUUUUCCUUCUCUCUCUCUCUCUCUCUCUCUCUCUCUCUCUCUCUCUCUCUCUCUUCUCUUCGCUUCUCUUCUCUUCUCUCCUACUUCUUCAUUCUUCCUUUCCAUCACUGUUUCUUCCUCCUCCUCCUCCUCCUCCUCCUCUUCUUCUUUUCCCCUUUUCCUCCAUUUUUAUCAAAGCAGUGUUACUAAUCUCUUAAUAAUGUUGUAUUUAUCUAUUUUCUCCUCUCCCUUCUUUAUCUCCUUCCUCCCUUCACUUCCUUUCGUCUUUUCUCCUAUUUCUCGUCUCGUAUUUCUCUCU